Messenger RNA from Brassica napus (rape), 2815 nucleotides. RefSeq names its product mechanosensitive ion channel protein 5. Gene Ontology annotation, molecular function: mechanosensitive monoatomic ion channel activity. The transcript is spliced from 5 exons. Gene Ontology annotation, cellular component: plasma membrane. Gene Ontology annotation, biological process: monoatomic anion transport; transmembrane transport. The coding region runs from base 85 to 2631 and encodes 848 amino acids. The record is from RefSeq and is a predicted model, not a curated record. Lineage: Eukaryota; Viridiplantae; Streptophyta; Magnoliopsida; Brassicales; Brassicaceae.
UAUUACUCUCACCUCUCAUCUUCUUCAUCUAUGCUCGUACUUGUCACUCGUCUCUACUCCAAAUAAAAAAAACUCUCUCCAAUCAUGGCCCUUGAUUCCACUGACCGGCGUGACUUCGUCGUGAAGAUUAACGGCGAAGAGAGCGGAGCCGUCGGUGCUACAGGGUCAAGCAGCAAUGCAGACGGAGGCAACUUCUGGAGAGAGUCGAGCUACGACUUUUGGGAUGGUGAAAAAGGUAAGAACGAUGAUCAAGAACUCGACGUCGGUGGCGAGAGUUUCCAUUUCAGACAGCGGAGAUCACGGUCAGAUGAUUUGUCUUAUCCUCCGGCGAAGCAGAAAACUUCCGGCGGAGAGAUCUCUCUCGACAUCGACCUGAACACGGCAGAGCUUCCGAGCAACACGUUGCCGGCGAUCUCAGAGACCUCUUCUCCGUUCACGGCGAAAGGAAAAGCCGACGCGGUGAGAAGGAGACAGAACAGAAUCUCACUCGGUGGGAGCAGCGACGAGGAGAGCCGUCACUACAAGGCCAACAGAGACGAAGCAGAGGUCGUGAAGAAACCGUUCCUGAGGAGGAACCAGACGAAGUCAAGACUUAUGGAUCCUCCAACACCGACGCAUCCAGCUAUCGACAAAACAGAGAUGAGAUCCGGUCGGAAAACCGGUUUUCUCGGAAAAAGCCCUAAACCGGGGACUCCAUCUCGAACCGGGACGCUGGAGGAAGACGAGGAGGAAGAUCCGUUUCUGGACGAGGACUUACCGGACGUGUUCAAAAGAGACAAACUCAGCAUUUGGGUUUUGCUCGAAUGGAUAAGUUUAGUUCUGAUAGUUACCAGUUUGGUCUGUAGCUUAACGGUACAUAGCUUGCGGCGCAAGACAUGGUGGAAGCUAGACCUGUGGAAAUGGGAAGUGACGGUUUUGGUGUUGAUUUGCGGGAGACUUGUCUCGAGCUGGAUAGUGAGGAUACUCGUCUUCUCCGCCGAGAAGAACUUCGUUUUGAGAAAGAGGGUUUUGUAUUUCGUCUACGGAGUUAGAAAGUCUGUACAAAACACCUUGUGGUUAGGGCUCGUGUUGCUUGCGUGGCACUUCUUGUUCGAUAAGAAAGUGGAAAGAGAGACUCGGACCACUGCCAUUAGGUACGUGACUAGAGUGUUGGUCUGUCUCCUUGUUGCAGUGAUCAUUUGGUUGAUUAAGACACUUCUGGUCAAAGUUCUUGCUUCAUCUUUCCACAUGAGCACUUACUUUGAUAGAAUUCAAGAAUCUUUGUUCACUCAGUACGUGAUUGAAACUCUCUCCGGUCCUCCUUUGAUGGAGAUUCAGAGAAUGGAGGAAGAAGAGCAGAAAGUGACAGACGAUGUUAAGAGUUUAGAGAAACUGGCUGGAGCUAAGUUGCCUCCAGCUUUAAAAGCGACGGUUAAGAGUUUUAUGAAAGCCGGGAAUGGUGCGAGACUGUCUCGGGUUGGUUCUGACAAAGAAGGAGAUAGUGAAGGGAUAAGGAUUGAUCAGUUGCAGAGGAUGAAUACAGACAAUGUGUCUGCUUGGAACAUGACCAAGUUGAUGAAUAUAAUACGGAAAGGCGCUCUUUCUACUUUGGAUGAACAUAUACAGGACACAGUUGAGGAGAGUGAGCAUGCUACGCAGAUAAGAAGCGAGUGCGAAGCAAAGAUUGCUGCUAAGAAGAUUUUUCACAAUGUCACUGAGCCUGAUUCCAGGUACAUACAUAUGGAAGACUUCUUGCGGUUUCUGUCUGAAGAGGAGUCUGAAAGAGCCAUGGCUCUCUUUGAAGGAGCUUCAGAGAGCCUUAGGAUCAGCAAGUCUUGCCUCAAGAAUUGGGUGGUUAAGGCAUUUAGAGAACGAAGGGCUCUGGCAUUGACCUUAAACGACACAAAGACAGCAGUGAACAGGCUUCACCGCAUAAUCAAUGUGUUGAUUAGCAUUAUAAUCAUUAUCAUUUGGCUUCUUAUACUAGGAAUCGCCACAACCAAGUUCUUGCUAGUCUUAAGCUCUCAGCUACUUCUAGUAGCCUUUAUAUUCGGAAACUCAUGCAAAACCAUCUUUGAAGCCAUCAUUUUCCUUUUCGUUAUGCACCCAUUUGAUGUUGGUGACCGCUGCGAAAUUGACGGUGUUCAGUUGGUUGUGGAAGAAAUGAACAUAUUGACGACUGUUUUCUUGCGGUACGAUAAUCAAAAGAUCAUAUACCCGAAUAGUGUUCUUGGGACAAAACCUAUAGCUAACUACUUCCGAAGUCCUGAUAUGGGAGAUGCGGUUGAAUUCUCUGUUCACAUAGCAACUCCUCCAGAAAAGAUAGCUGCUAUUAAACAGAGAAUAAUCAGUUAUAUAGACUUCAAGAAGGAUCAUUGGUAUCCGGCACCUAUGAUUGUGUUCCUAAACAUGGAUGACUUGAAAAGCGUGAAGAUUGCGGUGUGGUUGACACACAGAAUGAAUUUUCAAGACAUGGGAGAGAGAUUUAUAAGGAGAAGUCAAUUACUAGAGGAAGUUGGGAAAGCUUGUAGAGAGCUUGAUAUUGAGUAUCGUUUAUAUCCUCAAGGCAUUAAUAUUAAAAGUUUCCCUCCGGUGACUCCGGGUACUUCUGACCGCCUGCCUCCAGCUUGUUUGCAUCAACGCGGUGCCUGAACUGUAAAGACUUGUUGAGCAAGGGAAGUAAGGGAUUUUUCAUUGCGCGUAAGCAAGCAGAAUAUGAUUUUUGUGUAUGUAUAUAUAUAUGUAUGAGUGGUUUGGUAACAGUUUUCUAUUCUCUGGAAGUAGUAAUUUGUGAUUCAAGAAUAAGUAUAUAGUGAUUGAAAUGGGGUUCAAGACA